AUGUUCAGAAUAAAUAAAUCGGUGACUUUCACAUGUAUUGCACUGCUCAUUUGUCUUAUUUUACUAGUAAACAGUACACUGAGUAUGCGCACAAACAAUGAAAUAAUGGAAUUACCUGACAGUUAUUCACCAGAAUAUGAACAUUUAUGGUCAAAGCACCGUUUUAUCAAGAUACUAUUGAGAAAAAAAAUCGUAAAAUUGAUCAAUCAUUUUAUUCUUAUUAUGGUUAAAGAUUUUAUGUUUGUUCAAAUGUGUACGAUGGGUUAUAAUCAUCAAAUUACUUGA
Messenger RNA from Schistosoma curassoni, 285 nucleotides. NCBI's taxonomy places the organism in Eukaryota, Metazoa, Platyhelminthes, Trematoda, Strigeidida, Schistosomatidae. The record is from the annotation of a GenBank genome assembly.